UAAGAAUAUAUCAGACAAGUGGUGUAUACUUUUUUUUUCUUUUGGAAUGGCAUCAAUACUUGCACAAUAUCAGACAGAUAUUUCGUCGCUUCAUGAAGAAUUAAAAAGACUCAAAUCAAAGAGAGAUGAUUUAUUAUUAAGAAUGCUUGAAGAGCCUCCUGCUCACGAAUAUACUUAUGGAAAGGCACCUCAAGAUUUAAAACCGAUCAAAAGUGAAUGGAAUAUUGAAAAAAUAUACAGAUUGUCAGGAAUUACAUUCUUUAUUCCAUCUAAUCCAGAAAAAUAUUUACAUUUAAAAAAAAAAUCGGUAUAUAAACUUGUAGGAGCUAGAAUUGAUAUUUUUCAUAAAGGCGUAUUUCUAGAACCUCACUAUUUGAUCUUUCGCGUAGAUACUAUAUUAUCACUAUAUAAACAUACCAUACCUAAUUUUAUUGAUAUUGAUUUACUUAUAAAAAAAUGGCUAAACAAGGACAUCAACAUAUUUCUCAUUUUAAUACGCAAACAACUUCUUUAUUAUACAAUUCGUUCGUCUCAUAUUCGUGAAUUAGAAACGGUCUUUUCUGACUUUACAAUAUUAUGUGAUUCUUCUGCUACAUUAGUACAAAUAAAAAAUCAAAAAUAUACUAUAAAUAUCAAGUUUGGAGAUACAAAUAUUGACAAAACAAUCAUUAUAAAUUCAAAAGGAGACAGGGAAAUAGAUCUCGAGGAAAAAAUAUCUAAUAAUGAUCUUAUUGCUCUUCAUCAUCUCUUAAAAUAAUCACUUUAUAUUAUCAUCUCUAUUAUACAUAGAAACUAUCUACC
Molecule: messenger RNA, 801 nt
Organism: Pneumocystis carinii B80
Lineage: Eukaryota; Fungi; Ascomycota; Pneumocystomycetes; Pneumocystales; Pneumocystaceae
Exons: 5
Coding region: 47-757 (236 amino acids)
Cellular component (GO): kinetochore; Mis6-Sim4 complex
Source: RefSeq, a predicted model, not a curated record